Messenger RNA from Tripterygium wilfordii, 558 nucleotides. RefSeq lists its product as uncharacterized. The record is from RefSeq and is a predicted model, not a curated record. The coding region runs from base 1 to 558 and encodes 185 amino acids. Lineage: Eukaryota; Viridiplantae; Streptophyta; Magnoliopsida; Celastrales; Celastraceae. The transcript is spliced from 3 exons.
AUGGCAAAGAAGAUCGAUGCAUUGACUAUGAAUCAAGCUCAAGAGAGAAAAGGAACAUUGCCAAGCCAACUAGAGAUGAAUCCAAAAGGGAAGGAGAAAGAGCAAUGCAUGGUAAUCACUCUCCGUACUGGUAAGGUGGAGAAAACUGUUGCUGACCUAGAUGCUAAAAAAGCAAAAAUUUUGCAAGAAAAGAAGAAGUGCAUCAAAAUAGGGGAGAAACAACUAGAUUGGCCAGAUAGUUCUUUUUCUGCACCUCUAGUCAAGCCUUAUGUGCCACCAAUUCCAUUUCCUCAAAGAUUAAAGAGCGCCAAGAAGAAUGAGGAUCAAUUCUCUAAGUUUUUGGAGGCAUUUAAGAAGAUUCAUGUGAACAUCCCCUUUGCCAAAGCCUUAGAGCAAAUUCCCAGCUAUGCCAAAUUCCUGAAGGAGAUCUUACCCAAGAAACAGAGAUUGAAGGAGCAUGAAAAGAUUCAAUUAACUGAAGAGCGUAGUGUCAUUGUACAAAGGAAGCUCCCAAUUAAGCAAAAUGAUCCAAAAAUUUCACAAUCUUGUGCACUAUAG